Messenger RNA from Necator americanus (New World hookworm), 792 nucleotides. RefSeq lists its product as uncharacterized. Gene Ontology annotation, molecular function: serine-type endopeptidase inhibitor activity. NCBI's taxonomy places the organism in Eukaryota, Metazoa, Nematoda, Chromadorea, Rhabditida, Ancylostomatidae. Gene Ontology annotation, biological process: negative regulation of peptidase activity. The record is from RefSeq and is a predicted model, not a curated record. Gene Ontology annotation, cellular component: extracellular region. The transcript is spliced from 8 exons. Bases 1 to 792 code for a protein of 263 amino acids.
AUGACCACGAGGGUACUGUCAAUUUUGUUGAUUGUUGUGGUCACUCCAUCUUUUACCCUCGACAUAUGCGACUACUAUAGUAUGACCGGUCAACUAGACAGUCAUCCGGAAUGUCGUCGGGGUAUGCCGGAACCGGAGACUUCGACCGCGGAACCAGUCCGUAUUGGGUUCUGUUCGAGUUCGGCCGCUCUCAUCCAAUGCACCUCGGAUCCUGUCACAUGUCCGCUAUCUGGCCAAGUUUGUAUUCAGUCGGACGGCAUUCCUGCUUCCGAGAUCAACUCCAAAGCCGGUUCAUGUCCACGACCGUUGGGUAUUUCCGUGCUCCAGGACGCUAAUAUUGGCUGUUGGAUGGACACCAAUUGUCCUGGAAUCCAAAAAUGUUGCGUUGAACCGAAUCCAAUCACUAAUUCGGCUACACGAAUUUGUCGUGAUCCAGUGGGGAUUCGAAGCACUUCGUUAUGUUCACUACCGUUGAUGGUCGGCUCAUGCACUGCACCGGUGACUCGUUUCUACUACGAUGCAACUUCCGGAACAUGCCAACGAUUCACCUACUCUGGAUGUGGCGGAAACGCUAAUAACUUCCAAUCGAUGGCAAGUUGCCAUGCCACCUGCGGUUCUUCCGGUAUUACUGGCACACCUCAAUGCCCAGCAGACGCUAACGCCGGAUUAAAUUGUUUGUUUUCGCAUGCUGACGCAUGCAAUACCAGCAGCGAUUGCCUUGGACGUGAAAACACGGUACAACCUUCAUGUUGUAUGACCACAUGUGGGUAUAAGAUUUGCUAUCAAUAUUAG